AUGAAAAUCAUCGGAAUAAUUCUGAAAUUGCUCAUCGCUCAUGUCAACUGCCAAUUUUCGGAUUUUCGCGGCAAUCCGAAUCCGGACGUGCUGACCGAAUUGCAAAAUGAAGUUCGAUUCGGCACUUGUGGCGAUCCGGACGGUAAGUGAUCGUCUACUGUUGAGUAGUACUGUUGAGGAGAAAAACGACGCGUAUAACUUGAGAAUACGUGAUUUUGCUGCUAAACGAUCAAUUACAAAGUUGUUCAGAACAAAAUUUCCAACAACUUUUCAGUUGGCAACUUUUUGCUACAAUCGAUGGUUGUAGAGAUAGAGGCUUUUAAAGAUAGGUCUUAAAUUGUUAAUUCCAGCCAGCCGACUAUGGAUUGCCAAAAUAAUGACGAAGGAAAUGGCGGCGAACAUAAAACGAAUUUCCCCAAAACUUCCGACAACCACACGUGCUCCGAGCACUUUCAUGAGCACAAUGAGCACAAGCACUGACAGUUCGACGAGCGGCUCCACGGACUCGACAAGUACCACGUUUAGUACCACCGACACUGACAGUACUAGCACUAUUACUAGUACCAGUACUAGUACCAGUGCUAGUACUAGUACUAGUACCAUUACGAGUACCUCUACUAGUACUAGUACUACAAUGGUCUCAAAUUCCACUAGCGACAGUACAACUGAUGGGACCACGGUGGAUAUGAGCAGUACUUUGACAUUUUCAACGUCAACGGAGCCGUCAACGGAGCCCUCAACUGGUAUGUACCAGAGUUGAGCGGAAGAACUCAACGGAAGAAUUUUUAUCUUUUUUAGAAAUUUUUUUCAUAGAAUGUGAUCAACUGAUGAAAUGUAUAGCAAAGUGAACUCUGUUCAUAGAAAAAUAAUUGUAAAUUUAGCUUUUCAUACAAAAAAGUUAUUCGAGUUGUUCCGUGAAAAAGGGGGCUAACGGAAGAGGGAAGGAAUAAUUUUUUUGUAUGAAAAGCUAAAUUUACAAUUAUUUUUCUAUGAGCACAGUUCACUUUGCUAUACAUUUCGUCAGUUGAUCACAUUUCAUGAAAAAAUUUCUAAAAAAGAUAAAAAUUCUUCCGUGAGUUCUUCCGUUGAGUUAUUCCGCUCAACUCUGGUUAGACAUAUGCUCAGGGCUCGGCAAUUGACCGGCCCUUGACCUGGAUCUUUAAACCACUUGCAAUGAUCCGAUCGGCGCCAAACUUUGCAGGAUUGUUGGACUUGGAUUGAGGGCCAUUGGGUCCAAGUCUCAGCCCGAUCGGAUCAUCUGGUCCCGAGAUAUGUGGAUCAAUGGCCGAAAGCCCGGGCUUUUUUGGAAAAAUCGGUCAUAUCUCGGGAUCCGACGAUCGGAUCAGGCUGAAACUUGGUCCCAAUGGCCCUCAAUCCAAGUGCAACAAUUCUGCAAAGUUUGGCGCCGAUCGGAUCAUUGCAAGUGGGUUAAAAGUCCAGGUCGAGGGCCUGCUUCAAUAUCUUAUCGGAAAAGUUUAGUGGUUCCGUUUGUGGAGGAGAAUCUCGAGUUCCAGACGGGCGUUUUCAUUUCGAGACGUCACUUGCUCACUUCUUCGCACAUGUUCGUCUAUUGGGAGUGAGUGCCGCAUGCCCGAUGCGCCGCCGGCACCAUCACUUUCAGACCUGGCACUUCACGCUGGCACUACCAAUCGACAAAACUGCCAGUGAACACGGAUCGUUGCGCGGACGCGUCAAGCAGCGAAGAUUUCAAGCUGAAACUGUCCGGGGCGAUCGUUUGGGACCAGUGGAAGCAGUGGAGAGAGCCCGUCGACGCCGUGUGGCUCCUGCAAUUCUGCAUCCACUACAAGAGCAAAGAGGCCACCCGACACGGCUUCCUGACGAUGAUUUCGGUGGAGCACGCGUGGCGACGAGUUCCCGAAAUCUGUCUGCCCAGGGGUAAGAGAGACACGACUGUACGAGGCUCCGAACGUCCGGCCACUUUUUUGCUGUUGUUGCAGUCUCGACAGUGGUGAAGAGCAACGAGACGUUGAAGUGGUUUGGAGUGGUCGGCGAGGGGCGGCACAUGAAUGCGGGCACGAUUUUCAAAGAAAUCGGAGAGAGAAAUGUGACGGUAGGCGGAAAACUGUCAAACUAGGCGCACAAAUCAUCGUGCAAAUCAGAGUUGCCACGGGCCGGGCCGAAAUUUUCAAAACUCCGGCCCAGUUCAAAAAGCGGGAAUCCAAAUUUUGAAUUAUUGAUUAAAUGAAAUGUUUGUUUUUCGUAGAACUAACGAAUUUUGCAAGUAUCGAGCAUUAAAAAAACAAUUUAGUUCUCUUUUUUUAUAUUAAAAAAAUUUUUUUAUAAAAAAAUUCAGUAUAAAGAAAAACGGCGAACAAAUCAAUGGUUUACACGCCGCAAUCCGAAAGUUGGAAAAAAAUGGCUAAAGAGCGCGCGCGACCGUAAUGUCGGAGUGUCGUAGUUUUUUUAAAUUUUGAUCCCCGCAAAAACGAAAAAAAUAGAUUUCCCCAAAAAAAUUUGAAUUCGCGCCUUUUGAGCCGGGCCGACCGGGCCGGGCCAGCAGAUUUUCGGCCCGGCCCGUUAUUUGGCAAGUCUGGUGCAAAUUGUUCAGGUGCGCACGUGUUCGCACAGCAAAACGCGAGUGCAAUCGGUGAUUUGCACGACGGGCAUCUCGUGUGCGAACGGCCGAGGCGCGCCGCUCGUCAAAAAGCACUCGGACGGAACGGACAUUCUCGUCGGCGUCGGCACUUCGGCCAACUGCGAUCCGAAACGCGUGGAUCGAUUCCACGACAUUCAGAGUUACAUGAAGAGCUUCUGCGUCAGCGAGCACAUUUGCGCGCGCGAGCCCGUCUCGAUCGGACUCAUUGCGGCGGAGGAGAAUGAGAGACAGGUGAGCAUGGCCGACGACGACUACAUUGAAAUCGUGCCGGAACCCGAGAUUCUGCGAAUUGCCAACACGUCUAGAACGGACGACGCUGAUUCAGCAAUUUUGAUGGGAGUUUUGAUACUUUUCGCUUCAUUUGUGCUGGAAUAAAUUUCCACUUUCUUGUUGGCACUCAAAAAAAAUUUUCGCGCGCGCUUUUUUGCGUGCGGCUCUCAGUGUCGAUUUACGGGACACGGUUUUUGAACUGAAAACGAUGUUUUCCCGAGUUUUUGGGAUUAUGCACACUUUUCCUUCAAAGCUUUUGCCUCACGUUUGUUCAUAUGACCGAUAGCUACAAAAUGAUCACAGAGUGCUCGUGUAAUGGUGAAAAUUCGAAGAGUAAUUUCGUUUUUUAAAAUAAAAUUAAAAAAAAAAGUUUUUUUAAAUAAAAAACAGUUGACAGAAUCAAAAAACAGUUCAAUCACGAUUGUUCAGCAGACAAAGGCGGUCAUUUUGAGCACAGAGACGGCCCAUAAAAUGCAAAAAUGACUGAGAAAUUUCAGUUUUUGAGGCGCCGGACUGAAAUUCGCAGAAAAGUGUAAUAAUGCGCGCUUUCUUGUGGGCAAAACGCUAAUUUAAGGUCACAGCUGUCAUUAACAAUUCGGAAAUUCUCUGUUCUACUUCAUUUUUCUCAUUUUUGGAUGAAAUUUCGGGGUUUUCGGAAAAAAAUCCAGAAAUUUCAACAACACUCCGUUUUAACGCGGCGCUCAAUUUAGCAUUUUAGCUGCUGGGGAGGGAGACAGUGAAGCACUGUUUGUACGUGUCCCCGCGCCACGUCAUCCGUUCUUCGGAUCCACGUCAUCCGAUCAGUGUUCGGUGUUUCGAAAAUGAGAAUUCUCGUGAUAAUAGCAAUAGUCAUCCUUGUUAGCAAUAUCGAGUGCGGAAAACUGACGAUUCAAGAGAACAAUGAACGAUUGGCGACGUGUGGAAAGCGAAAACUUUGUGAAUUUCGGAGCAUUUAUGCGUGAAACGGAUAUUCAAUUUGCAGCCGUAAUCAAGGAUUUCAAAGUGAACGACGCCGCUAAACCGAUCAAUAUUCCCGAGGAUUCGUGGCUUGUGAGAGUGCACAACAUUAGUGAGUCGCAUGUUAAAAAGAGCCAACGUUUUCGAAACCCUUCCAGACAACCACAAUGAGCUGCCGAGCCACGAUUCGCCGGGGAGCAUCGUUUCCCAGCGGCACGUGCUCACUUCGGCUCAACCCAUUCUGACUAGUGCGCGCAAAUGGGCGAUGGACGGGCGCGAAAUGAGCACUGACACUGGGUGUGAUGGCAGUUUUGAGGUGCCGGAGAAGUACACGAAAAACAUGAUGAUCAGUGUGGGAGAGUGUCCGGAAAACCCGGCGAAUUGUACGCGGCGAGAGUUGGCACCAAGCCAGGUACGCUUCAAAACGUCAUUUGGCGGGCCCAGUUUUGACGUGAUAAUUUGGGCAGGCUUGGAUCCUGAAAUAUUGUACUGAAAAUGAGCAAUAUGAGCGGAUGGCUGCUGUGAUGCUCGUCGAACUCGAAACGUCCUACGGCGGUGCGUUUCCGUGUCUGGUCGGAGAGGAGAAACUGGAAGAGACGGAUGAUCUUCACUUGUACGGAAUUCAAUAUCCGGAGGGACAGUACGAGAAUGGAAUGAUUACCUAUAAAAUGUCAAAGGUUCCUCUUGUUCAAGACGAUAUAUCUCAGCUGCCUGAAGAGACAUCAAAAAGUUGUCAAUUGAUAAAUUGUUCAUUAAAACAUUGGCUGCAUUUUACUAGUUGACAACUUUUUGAUAUCUCCGCAGGUAGCCGAGAUACACUGUCUUAAAGGAACGAUAUUGACGGAAUUUCAAUUGCAGCUUACCGGCUACUAUCCCCCAUGGAUUUUCAUCGAGAAAAGUUAUGAGCCAGGAAAUCGCGGAGGUCCAAUGGUUAAAAUGGAUGUCAAGACGACUGUCUUCGGAAUCAUGGCGUCUGGUAGGCGGUGCGAAAUUAAACGACUACUUUUGAACCGAAUGUCGUUCAGGCGGUUUCAAUGAUUUGGCUAGCAAUACGUACUAUUACGACAUUCGAGGUUAUUACGAUGUGUUGGCCGAGUACGCGGGAAUUCUUCAAAAACGAGAGCAAAUCGUGACGACUUUGGCUCCGAUCAUAGAUCCACCCUCUUCCACACCUCCAUCACCAACCAAUCUAACAAUUAGGCCUACGGACGAUCGUACUCCAACUCGAUCUUCUACCCGCGAACCGGCCCCAACUCCUGGUCCACUCAAACCGGAUCCGACGACGGAUCCGCCGCAAAAAGAGAGAAAAGAGGCGGAAAAGGUGUACGACGAGGAGGAUGCGGACACGGAUCUCUACGUGUCGGAGGACUUUUUGGAUGGAGCAAGCGGACGGAGCAAGCAGUGGAUCGGCGUCGCACUUUUUCUGAUUUUCACGUUCUGA
Messenger RNA from Caenorhabditis sp. 36 PRJEB53466, 5285 nucleotides. NCBI's taxonomy places the organism in Eukaryota, Metazoa, Nematoda, Chromadorea, Rhabditida, Rhabditidae. The record is from the annotation of a GenBank genome assembly.